AUGACGCUGGGCGGACAAGUGGACGAACAGGUCGCGACAGAGAUGCUUCGGACGUUCUUUCGUCACCAGUCCAAGUCGGCGAGGGUGCACCUGGACACCGCGUUCCUUUAUCAGGACCAGAAGACGGAGGCCAUGCUCGGGCGCAUCCUGGAGCCGGAGCAGAGGUCUCGCAUGUACAUUGCCACCAAAGGUGCGUGUCUCGAGACGUCAUUGUCCAACUUGAGGUUGAGUAGCGUGGACCUGUUCUACUUGCACUGGCCGGACCACAGACGUCCGCUGCUGGAGACGCUGAGGGCCUGCGACAGGCUCCACGAGAGGGGGUUGUUCAGGGAGUUCGGGCUGUCGAACUAUUCGGCGGAGGAGGUGUCGAAGGUUUUUGAGUUGUGCGAGGCGCACGCGUUGUUGAGGCCGACGGUUUAUCAGGGGCUCUACAACGUGCUGUCGAGGGCGGUGGAAGAAGACAUGGACGCGUUCAGGGAGCUUGGGCUCCGUUUUUACGCGUACAAUCCGUUGGCGGGGGGUCUUCUUAGCGGCAAGCACAAGAUUGAGGACAAGGAGGUGGUGACGGGUCGUUUUGCAGCAGGGUUGAAGCAAGGAAGGAUAUAUCAGAAGAGGUAUUGGAAGCGGGGUUAUUUCGACGCGAUCGGAUUGAUGUGUGGUUCUUUGGGGGAGGGGGAAGACUUGGCCGGCGUCUCCUUGAGGUGGCUCCUGCACCAUUCGAAGUUGGGAGAAGAGGACGGGGUCAUUAUAGGCCAGAGCAGCAUGGAGCACCUGCGCGCGAAUUUGAGCGCGUUUUCGAUGCCUCCGCUGUCGCCUGAGGUGGUUGACGCGUGCGAUCGAGCGUACGACGUUUGCAAGGCGGAGCAGCCCGCGUACUACCGGUAG
Schistocerca gregaria is the source of this 885-nucleotide messenger RNA. Its product is annotated as aflatoxin B1 aldehyde reductase member 4-like. The transcript is spliced from 2 exons. The record is from RefSeq and is a predicted model, not a curated record. Bases 1 to 885 code for a protein of 294 amino acids. NCBI's taxonomy places the organism in Eukaryota, Metazoa, Arthropoda, Insecta, Orthoptera, Acrididae. Gene Ontology annotation, molecular function: oxidoreductase activity.